Messenger RNA from Ciona intestinalis (vase tunicate), 2473 nucleotides. The record is from RefSeq and is a predicted model, not a curated record. NCBI's taxonomy places the organism in Eukaryota, Metazoa, Chordata, Ascidiacea, Phlebobranchia, Cionidae.
ACACGUUAAAAGAAUGUUUAUCGCAAGUGUUUAAACGCCGUUAUCGCAAGUGUUUGAACAUAUUACGAAAGUUUGUUCAGAAACCAUACAGACAUACACGUAGCACAAGUUUUAAAACACACUUUACCACAAGCGUGAGAAAGCUGCGGGCGCCAUUGGCCCAUGUCCGUCUGUCGGCAUUUCUUUGGAAACGGUUGCUAUAGGCAUAGUACACGCCCAGCGCCGUGAAAUAUGGUGAAAAUUCACUUUUUUAUGGACUUUUUUACAACGAAACAAAUUUUACGUUUUUCUGCGUGAAGUGCGAUUACCGGUAUCGGUAUGUAAUAAAAGCAAUCACAAUUUGCGUUUUUCCGCCUGAUUCAAAGCGUUCAGCUGCUCAAAGCUCAGUGACAUGGUUCACUUCCUAUAGUUAUUUAAUUUUGUUUACAGUAAGCAUAGUAAGAAACUGUGGGCAUAGAUUCGUAUUACGUGUUGUUAUAGCAGGAAAAUGACGGACGCUUCUAACCACAACGAUGAAAAAGCGAAUGUAACAGAACACAAAACUUCAAGUGGAAAACCCUUCAGCGAAGUGGAUCAUUUUAUCAAUGCAGAUGGAAAUCAUAUUUUUUGUCGCUAUUGGGAGCCAUCAAAUACCCCACAACAUUUGAUGAUGGUAACCCAUGGUUACGCUGAACACAGUGGGAGGCAUGAGAGGUUGGCUUGUAUGUUCAGAGAUAUGGGAUUCUUUGUCUUUGCACAUGAUCACUUUGGUCAUGGAGAGAGUGAAGGCCACAAAGUAAAUGUUGACGACUACAAUGUUUACAUCCGUGAUAUGGUGCAACAUGUUAAUCUAAUGAAGAAGAAAUUCCCAGGCUUACCAAUCCAUUUAUAUGGACAUUCAAUGGGUGGUGCUCUUUCAUUACUGGCAGCGCAUCAGAACCCUGGGCUUUUUACUGAUGUUGUUUUAUCGGCACCGAUGAUAGCAAAGAGCCCAGAAUUUUCUUCCUCUAUUAAGAGAUUUAUGGCUGAAAAGGUUGCAGCAAUUUUCCCUUAUCUUGGGGUUGCACAUCUGGAUGCAAACGCAAUAUCUCGUGACCCCGAACAGGUUGCAAGGUAUGUGAAUGACAAACUUAACUACACUGGCAAAGUUCAAGUAAGAAUGGCUUGUCAGUUGUACCAGAUACAGCACGCAGCUAUUCAAUGUUUCCCCAAUAUAGACUUCACUUUCCUUGUAAUACAUGGUAGUGGGGAUAGGUUAUGCAAUGUUGAGGGAUCCAAGUUAUUGCAUGAGCAAGCUAAAUCAACAAAUAAAACCAUAAAGAUAUUUGAGAAUGGUUACCAUGAGUUAAUACAUGAUAUUGAUGGUUAUGACCAACGGUUCCUAGAUGACAUAAAACAAUGGCUUAAUGAGAGAAUUGCAACGUAAAUCAUCAAAUUGGAAACCAUAUACACAAUAAAAACUAUAUAGUUGGAUGGAGAUAGGGCACCUUUAGCACAUGAUAUCCAAAUAUCCUGAUCGUGUUUUUAACAAUUAACAGCGGUCUAUGAUAGUCGUGAGAAUAUGGUUUUGUAUUUCUUUUAAUAUUCUUUGUUUACUACCAAAUGGGACGAGAAAAUAGAAUAAAAGGGUGUCCCAUCUUUCCAAUAAAGUCCCAAUGAAAAAAUGUCCCAUUCUCUGCAGAAACAGAUAACCGUGUCCUCACAACUCUAAAAGAGCGUUGUUAAUUUCUAAAAACAGGGACCAGAAAUAUGGAAUAUUAUGUGCUAACGAUAUCUACCUUACCCUACACUGCUAUAUGUUAUGUAGCCUAAUUUAACAUUUACCUAAACUAAAACAUUGUGUCUGUUUGUCUACCUCAUAAUAUAAUGUUCAAGUUCCAAAUUAUUGGGAGUGGAAAAAUUCUUACCAAAAAAGUAGAGCUUAGAAUAAUGGUUGAAAUAAAAUAAUAUGCAGUUUAGUUUUAAUAUUAACUUUUAUUGCCGUAAUUCAUAAGUACAUUGCACUGCUGUAUCUUCUUACCCUUACACUAUAUAAGCGCCAGUUUUUUUAAUACACAAGUGUAGGACAAAUUAUGUUAGACAAGAUACUAUGUUUUUAUUUAACCUCCUGUAACUUAAACAUGUUAUAAAAUUGUAUUAUAAUGUUAACUUACUAAUUUAUGUAUUUAAUAUUUAUAUGUAUUUUAAUAGUAAUAAAAUGUGUUCAAAAACAAGAUAUUUGAAUUAUUAUUAUAUAAUGUCACUUGUUCGCCUUGUUAAAAUUUGUAUUUUCUUGUAUGCUAAACUAAGCAAUAUUGUUAAGAACUUAGAUUUUAAUUCAAUUGGCUUGUUGUCUGUCUGUCACGUAUAUGUCUUUUUCUUAUUUUUUAUUUUUUGAUUAAUUCCACCACCAUAAUCAAACAGACAUUAUAAUAAUAAGGGAUUAACCUUUGGUUGAUUUUUCACUGAGUAAUUUCAACUUGUCAUAAUAGAAGUGAUUUCAGCAACGUUUUAA